This is a messenger RNA of Diversispora eburnea, 909 nucleotides long. Lineage: Eukaryota; Fungi; Glomeromycota; Glomeromycetes; Diversisporales; Diversisporaceae. The record is from the annotation of a GenBank genome assembly.
AUGAAUGAAAUUCCUCACGCAAACGAAAAUUUUUGUUUCGAUAAUGAACCUUCCGAUAAAUUUCUUCCCAUUCACGAAGAAGAAGAACUAAUAAAUUUCUUUCUGGAAAAGAAGAAAAAUGGGAAAAUAUCUAGACCCCCCAAUUCAUUUAUGGUAUAUCGACAUUAUUUGACCAAUAAACAUAAAAAAGAAAAUGUAAAUUUGAGAAUUGCGGUACCGGAUUUUUCCAGAUUUGCAACAAAUUCUUGGGAAAAUAAGUCCCCGAAAUCGGCGAACUCUCAAGCAUUUUCUUCCUUUCCAGCAUCAACCACCAUUUCAUCUUAUUUAAAACCUCAAAAUUCUAACUAUGACGUCACACUUUAUGAAGAUCAACAAAAUGAUUCAAUAGAAAACGUUCCUCCACUUCCUUAUCUAAAUGACAACAACUAUUCAAAUCCAGUUGAUUUUUUUGCUCCCUUAAAUCAAAUUUUAAGUGGCAAUGAUAAUGAUUCAGUUAAUUUUUUUGCUCCCCUAAAUCAAAAUCCAAGUGACAAUUACUACUCAGAAUUAACAAAUUCGGUUAAUUUUUUAAAUCAAAAUUCAAGUGACGACCAAUUUUAUUUCAAUAAUUCUCCGGAAUUAACAACUGACUUGAACGAAUUUUCUUUAAAUAAUCAACUUUAUACCUAUUCUCCAAUUUCCAAUUCUCCGGAAUUAACAACCAACUUGAACGAAUUUUCUUUAAAUAAUCAACUUUUUAUCUAUUCUCCAAUUUCCAAUUCUCCGGAAUUAACGAACGAAUUUUUUUUAAAUAAUCAACUUUAUACUAGCGUUUUACUACCUCCAAAUAUCUACUUAUUUCCAAAUAAUGAAAUCCAAUAUAUGAUUCACCAUGUGCCACCUGAUCCGCCUGACGGAAAUUUAAUUUAA